AUGGAUUCCUACACAGUUUCAGCAAUAACCCUACUCCUACUCCUUCUCAUUCCAAUUCUGAUCCCUCGCUUCAGACCUGCCAACCCAAUUCACAAGUUCCUCAAAUGGCCUCGCAAACAAUCAAGCGAGAUAACCUCGCUACGCAUGUAUCCCAUUAAAUCAUGCCGAGGCCUCGAAGUCACCCAAACAGUUUUGAAAAGCCACGGUCUCGACCUCGACCGUCGCUGGAUGCUCAUAGACUCAUCCACAAACGAAUUCUUGACCAUCCGCCAAAUCCCGAACAUGACCCGCAUCGGCACAGCACUAAGUCCAGAUGGCCAUGAAUUAAUCAUUACAAUUCCCAAGAGCCAGGAUAUGGAAGCUGAAUUGCACAAGAUUUCCAUCCCAUCCCACCCAUCCCCGGACUGGCUCGCUGAAAAUACCUCCCUCGGCCCCGUCUGCAUCUGGGAUGUUGAUACAGACGGAUACCGCUACAGUGAAGCGAUCAACGCGCCCUUUUCGGGAUUCCUGGGUCGUGAGGUCGCACUUGUCUACAAGGGUCCCACGCCGCGUGUGCUAAAAGGUAACGGAGACCCUAGUGUUCUGGGUCGUGUUCAGACAACGGGGUUCCCGGAUGUUCAUCCCGUGCUCAUUGCAUCGGAGAGCUCCCUGCAUGAGCUUAAUAAGCGCCUGGAGCAGAAAGGUGUGGAUCCGAUUACUGUUGAGCGGUUCCGACCGAAUAUCGUUGUUCGUGGUGGGAAGGCGUGGAGUGAGGAUUCGUGGAAGUUAGUGCGGAUCACGGGUGCAUCAGGUUCUGGAUCUGAGCUGGAGAAGCCGCUGGAUUUGGAUAUUGUUGCUCGGUGUGCGCGCUGUCAGGUGCCGAAUGUGGAGCCGAGUACGGCGAUUAAGCAUAAGAAGCAGCCUUGGGAUAUGCUGGUGUCGUAUCGGAGGGUUGAUGAGGGGAUCAAGUUCAAGCCUUGCUUUGGAAUGCUGAGUGCGCCGCGGAAUGAGGGGGUUAUUGGGGUGGGAAUGAGGUUGGAGGUCUUGGAGGAGACUAAUGAUCAUCGUUAUAUGGCUGGAUUUUAG
Molecule: messenger RNA, 1065 nt
Organism: Penicillium brevicompactum
Lineage: Eukaryota; Fungi; Ascomycota; Eurotiomycetes; Eurotiales; Aspergillaceae
Product: MOSC domain-containing protein
Exons: 1
Coding region: 1-1065 (354 amino acids)
Molecular function (GO): catalytic activity; pyridoxal phosphate binding; molybdenum ion binding
Source: RefSeq, a predicted model, not a curated record